Menidia menidia (Atlantic silverside) is the source of this 2147-nucleotide messenger RNA. The record is from the annotation of a GenBank genome assembly. NCBI's taxonomy places the organism in Eukaryota, Metazoa, Chordata, Actinopteri, Atheriniformes, Atherinopsidae.
AAACACAAUUGGGAUUCUCCUCAGUAUGACUCAUACAAGAAAUAUUGGAGUGAUUUUCCAUCCCAGUGUGCUUUUUUGACGCACGUCUGAGCUCUGACACACAGUCUGUGUGAAAUCCAGAGAGGCGCAGAUUUAAACCUGAGCAGGCCACAUUUUCUUUGCCCUCUCGGAGUCUGAGGAGGGAAGAUUAGGUGAGGAUUAGAAACCCCGUGGACCAGCUGGCCUCCGAAUUCACCCUUAAAACAUCUCAGGAAUGUUGAUAUUCCCUCUCGUGAUGGGAAACAUGAAACCUGGUGGAGGCGCUGUUUCGUGCCUCCACCGUGGGGCAGGUUGCUAGGUGAGAGCUGGGCAGGGAGACCAGUCCAACACAAUACUUGUGCAGGUUGGAACAAGGAACAGAAGGCUGGUGUGCCUCAACUGAGAAUCAGAAAUUGAAUCUACUUACAACGAAACUUCUAACAGUGUGUAUAUUUAUUCUAGGAAAUAAACCGGUCUGCUCAUUCUUUAAAGAUCUUGUAUCUCUGCUUCAGUAAACUGCCUUUUUUCUUCUUGGAGUUUGCACAAAGGAGGAUCUGUUCGCCGGGCUGCAGGUAGAUAACUGUGCACAGGUAGUGAAACCCGAAACGGAAUCACGUGACCAAUGGCGAUCUGAAGAGUGGACGAGGAGGGGGAGAAAAAAACUGCUUUACAUAAAAUACCUUGUGAUACAGCUGCCGAGGAUGUAGUCCGAUUCCAAAGGUCCAAUUCAAGCAGUGCUGGAGCAUUUGCGGCUAAAUGCCUCACCUGUAGCUCUCUGGCCGGACACAAUCUGUUGUGGUUUCAUAUCUGCCAAGGUGAGGCGGAAGCUUCUCACACCAGAGGAAUCAACCUGUUCGAUGUUUCCCUGUUUGCUCUGACCUCCUGGAAGCAGCCAGAUCGAGGCUGUUCAAAGGAGAUACGAAUUCUUCAAAGUGAAUGUGGGAUCCAAUUAAAUGGACCCGAGCUGAUGCCCCCAUGUCCCAGGGCAGGUCACGCGUAGAGAUGGCAACGUGCCCGGAUAUGCUGGCCAUCCCUGGAAUUGUGGUUAGGAGUGUUUUCCUGCUGAUACUCAGCAGUAAUCCUGUGUGGGGCAAUUAUUCAAGAAAUGCAACCGAAUCAGGAAACAAUGUAGCAGUUAUUGUGGCGCCUACAGUGACUUUGGGUGUGCUGGCCAUUGUGUUGGCUGUUCUCUGCUGGUUGUUCUGUGUGGUGAAAAAGAAACGACAGACUGAAGGGACGUACAGACCCAGUUCUGAGGAGCAGUCUGGAGCGCGCAGCGUAGCCGCACCUGACAUACUGAAGUUACCAAAGGAGGAGAGACUCAUUUGACUCGUGCCCUUUCUGUUUCAAAAUCCCGCCUGCAAAAGCUUGGUGUUUUGUGACAAAGCUCUCACCUUUGAGCUGAUUAACCCAGGAAGGAUUUCUUCACAUUCAACAGAGGGGCAGGAGUACGUUUUUGACUCUGCGACAUAUGAAACAAGAACAAGGUUGUACCUGGACUAGAAUCUGAAGACAACUUUUGGAUGGAUCUACUAGUGGAGAUCAGAAACACUGAAUGUCGAUUAAGCACAACCGAAAUAAGAGCAGUAUUUUGCAACCACUAACCAGUUUUUUCCUCCAAUUGCCUUAUUUUACAAUUCACAAUGUAGCCUGUUUGUUUUGAUUCAGGCGUUUAUGAAUUCACAUUUGCAAUGCACAAUCUAUGCUGAUCUUUUACCUCAAAGCUUUUACCUUUCUUUACCUCUUUGGUCCAUUGCCUUUCAGAAGGACAAAUCUAAGAUUGUGUGUCCUUUCUUUUUAGCGGAUGCAAUCAAUCACACUAGGAUAGUGUAAAGGUUCUUGAUUUCAAAGACCUGUUUUGUGAUUAAAAACAGGAUUUUUCUGGGAAAUUACACAAAGCAAAAAUAACCAACUUUGUUUACACUUUUAGGUAUACUUCUUUGUCACCCUAUUGAAACAUUUUAUUACAUAAAUCAAACAAUAUAUACAGCUGCUAAUUAAAGAGCAACACAGGUUUCCCAGAAUUUUUAUUUAUGAUUUUUGUCAAAUAAAUUGUUAACAAAUUGAGAAAUAUUGUGCAAAGUUGUAUAAAACCUUUGUAAAGCCGAAAUAAAUCAAUGAUAGUUGUU